Molecule: messenger RNA, 282 nt
Organism: Strongylus vulgaris
Lineage: Eukaryota; Metazoa; Nematoda; Chromadorea; Rhabditida; Strongylidae
Source: the annotation of a GenBank genome assembly
GGAUCUCCAGAACUACCGUCCACGAACUGCCUGCUGUGCGUGCUUUACAAGCUCAUCACGAAGAUUAUUCUCGCUCCCAUAUCAAGGACAUUGGAUGAAGCCCAAAAGCAAGGGACUCAGCUGCGGGGAUCACAUCCAGACAGUUCCGUGAAUUAUCGAGGUUUGCCGAGUAUACCGUCCACCUCUCGUCCUAUCAUCGACUAUGAGAAAGCGUUUGACUGCGUCAAGACUAAUGCCAAAAUGUCAGCGCUCGUCGAUAAGGGAUGGACCCAUCUUACGUGA